Messenger RNA from Geodia barretti, 324 nucleotides. NCBI's taxonomy places the organism in Eukaryota, Metazoa, Porifera, Demospongiae, Tetractinellida, Geodiidae. The record is from the annotation of a GenBank genome assembly.
UCUGUUUUGGUGUCCCCACACAAUGUAAGGAGAUGGCUGGCUGCUGGAUUCCCCCCACCCACACAACCAGGAGUGCUGCUCUCCCUGCUCCUUGUCUGUGGCUCAGAGAACACUGCUAAAUGCAGGCAGCUAUGUACACUCGUGCACACAAAGGUCAACGGCCUGUUGGAGUCUGUGGCUGACUUGAGUAUGUACACAUAGUGGGAACUUGUAUGGUAUCUGGCUGUAUAUACUGUAAUGCUCUGCAGGUCACAUGCAGCUUUGGUAAAGGGUUGAUAACCUUAUACUGCUCGGAAGUGGUGUUCUUGCCCCCCCAAUUAUGCC